GAAGCGGUUCUGGAGCCCUGGCGGUCUCCCUGUAGAAGGUCACUUUGUUUCUGCUUCAAGCUGUAGCGCGGCGGCACUCAGUCGGCCAAGGUCCGUACAUGGGUGUGGGGGUGGUAGGAUACUAAUGGCCCCUGUGUUCUCCAGUCAUGAGCCCGGAUAUCGGUCCUACACAAUCCGAGGGCUGGGUCUCGCGUCCGUUGCAGGGACUGCUCACCUUCAGGGAUGUGGCCAUAGAAUUCUCCAAGGAGGAGUGGGGAUGCCUGACCCACACCCAGAGGCAACUGUACAAGGACGUGAUGUUAGAGAACUAUGGACAUCUCCAUUUCUUGGGUCUCACUGUGUCAAAGCCAAACCUGAUCAUGUUUUUGGAGCAAGAUAAGGAGCUCUGGGAUGUGAAGAGAAAGGAUACUGUAGCUCUCCAUGCAGGCUGUCCCUGCAAUCCUGGCAACCUGAUCGAUGUACCAUUGUCUCUCUUUACUUCACUGGAGCUGAAGAUUGGACAUAUACGCUAGGUGUUCCUUGAAGAUACUGGGGUUUCCUAUGCUCAGAGUGUCCAACAUAAACCAACCGCAUGUGCAGUGCGUCCCUGUAUGAGUUGGGGGUGAGCAGCUGGCCAGUGUCACUAGUGUGAUGAAGAUGUUUAUGAUGUUUGCUAUGUCAUGAGCCAUAAGACACUUGGACUUUGACCUGGGAACCUCUUGUCUUCUGCCCAUAUUGGAACACUGUUACAUACCAAUGGGUUACAAUAUGGAAUGUGUGUCAUCUUGGAAGUUUUAUAUUUAUUGAGAUUAUCCAUGGACUUUAUUCAAAACAAAAUAGAUGUUCAUAGGUCUGUUUCUUGUUUGUUCAUUUACAUUGUUGUUUUGAUUGUACAUAUAAGUGAAUAUGUAUGGUAUUUGUCUUUGAAUCUCUGACUUAGUUCACAUCACAUAAUUACUUCUGGGUCAAACCUCAUUAUCGCAAAUGCAAGACACAAUGAAAAAAGCAUAAAGAGACACACAAAUACAAUGUAUAGCCUGAAUGUUACCAGUGUGGAAUGGAGAAGGAUGAUGGGCAUCAUGACGAAGUGGGAAUGGGAACUAGAGGCUUCCAUGGGUGAAAAGAAUACAGGCAACUCCUCCAAUGGUAUUUUCAUAGCAUAUUAUGGUGCCAGAUGGUAGUUACUUGUGGUGAGCAUAGUAGAACCUACAGAGUUGUCGAAUCCCCAUGUUCUACACCUGAACUAAUGGAACAUUGUCCAUUAUACAUUAAUAGAAAAGAAAUCAAGAUGGAUACUGAGAGGCAUAUGCCUAUGUAGAUUAAACUAGUGUCUUAAGAAGUUGCAGGUAGGGUGCCUGGGUGGUUGACUGGGUUAAGCCUCUGCCUUCAGAUCAGGUCAUGAUA
Mustela erminea (ermine) is the source of this 1383-nucleotide messenger RNA. RefSeq names its product putative protein ZNF720. NCBI's taxonomy places the organism in Eukaryota, Metazoa, Chordata, Mammalia, Carnivora, Mustelidae. Gene Ontology annotation, biological process: regulation of DNA-templated transcription. The record is from RefSeq and is a predicted model, not a curated record. The transcript is spliced from 5 exons. The coding region runs from base 147 to 512 and encodes 121 amino acids.